Messenger RNA from Clarias gariepinus (North African catfish), 1127 nucleotides. RefSeq names its product trace amine-associated receptor 1-like. Gene Ontology annotation, cellular component: membrane. The coding region runs from base 15 to 1127 and encodes 370 amino acids. The record is from RefSeq and is a predicted model, not a curated record. Gene Ontology annotation, molecular function: trace-amine receptor activity. The transcript is spliced from 2 exons. Gene Ontology annotation, biological process: adenylate cyclase-activating adrenergic receptor signaling pathway. Lineage: Eukaryota; Metazoa; Chordata; Actinopteri; Siluriformes; Clariidae.
UGGGUUUGUUGGGAAUGAAGAAUUUCAUGAUAAUAAGUGGGUUAAUCCACAAUAAAUUUAAUCCAUGGAAAGAAAAAAAUAAUAUAUCUCAGCAGAUGGAUUUCAAAAUGAAUUUAAACCAAACUUGGACACUGGAUGUCAUUCCUCUUUGCUAUGAAUUUUUAAACAAUUCCUGUGCGAAAUUCGAUUACCCUUUUUUUAUCAGAAUGUCAAUUUACAUGUUUUUCACAUUGGUGGUGAUUUUGACAGUAUUUGGAAACUUUUUUGUCAUCCUGAGCAUCGUUCAUUUUAAACAGCUCCACAUUCCAACAAAUUAUCUCGUCCUGUCUCUGGCUGUAACAGAUCUGUUGUUAGGAGGAGUUGUUAUGCCCCCAAGUGUGAUUUUUUCUGUUGAAAAUUGCUGGUAUUUUGGGACAUUAUUCUGUAAAAUUCACCUCAGUGUUAGCAUCACAUUAUGUACUGCAUCUAUUAUAAACCUAUGUUUUAUAGCUAUAGAUCGAUAUUAUGCUGUUUGUAAGCCCUUGUUAUAUCAGACCAUAAUUACACCUUUUGUCACGUUUGUUAUGAUUUCCAUUUGCUGGAGUGUUUCAUUCACAGCUGGGUUUGGGAUAAUAUUUCUUGGUCUUAACAUACUGGGCCUUGAAGAUUUUUAUAAUGAAAAUGUUGCAUGUGAAGGUGGAUGUCUUUUGGUCCAAAAUGCUGCCUCCAGCACGGCUUCCUCUUUGCUCUCCUUUUAUUUCCCAGGUAUCAUCAUGCUUAGCAUUUAUACAAAAAUAUUCCGUGUUGCACAAAAACAAGCCAAAUCCAUUCAGGACUCGAAAAAUAAAUCACAAUCCAUGAUAAGCAAAGAGGAGAAAAAAGCAACAAAAACCCUGGCGGUGGUUAUGGGAGUGUUUCUCGCACUUUGGACUCCAUUUUUUUUCUGCAAUAUCAUUGCUCCUUAUACUGGGUUUUUGAUUCCACCUAUAUUGUUAGAUAUGUUGGCUUGGGUUGGAUAUUUAAAUUCGACUUGUAAUCCGAUGGUGUAUGCUUUUUUCUACAAGUGGUUUAGAAAAGCACUGAGGAUUGUUGUAUCUGGCAAAAUAUUUCAGUCAGGUUCUUCAAGAAUGAACCUUUUUUCACAUUGA